This is a messenger RNA of Archocentrus centrarchus (flier cichlid), 6087 nucleotides long. Its product is annotated as sal-like protein 1. Gene Ontology annotation, molecular function: sequence-specific DNA binding; DNA-binding transcription factor activity, RNA polymerase II-specific. The record is from RefSeq and is a predicted model, not a curated record. Bases 163 to 2559 code for a protein of 798 amino acids. Gene Ontology annotation, biological process: regulation of transcription by RNA polymerase II. The transcript is spliced from 4 exons. Lineage: Eukaryota; Metazoa; Chordata; Actinopteri; Cichliformes; Cichlidae. Gene Ontology annotation, cellular component: nucleus.
UCAGGCUAACCAAAUGCCUGCAGGCUGUGAACGGCCAGCGGCUCCCGCAACGGCCUGUUUCUCUUAAACAGAGGGGUAAAGUUACCACCCUGACGCGGGACCCACCGAGCUACUGCUCUGCCUUUAAAGUUCAGCCCUCCGUCACUCGGUCGGUUCACGAUCAUGUUGAGCACCGUUGCUCUGCGCUCUCAGAUCGCCUCUGUGAUUGAUGCCUUGUCCAAAGCAGCCGUGGCAGAAAUCGCCAAAGUUGUGGAGGAUGGCAUGGUGGUGCUGCGGCUGGAAAUGUGCCAGCGUGAAAACGAGAUCAAGAAGCUGAAGAGCAACAUCGAGCUUCUGCACGGAGAGCUGAGAGCAGCGCAGCAAGCGGUGACCCUGAGACCCGAUCACCACGGGAGAGACGAAAGUCAGACUGGUGCCGGUGAGGCGAGGAACUCGCUUGAAAACAUGCAAGCUGACGAAGGGCCCGGUGCCCUGUCUGCACCUGAAGUGAAGGUGAAGUGUGAACCCAUGGAGGAGGAGCAUCAAGAGGCCAGUAGACAGCCUGACAAAGCGGGAGGAGAGCUGCCUCUAUAUGAAGGUGGACAGUGGAGAUCAAUGACACAAAAUGAGACUGGACACAACAGCUCUGAUUAUUUAAAUUUAGGACAGAACUCCCUGUCUUGUCUUCCUGAAUCUUUGGACAGUGGGCUGGCCGUGACUUGCAGCAGCUCUGGUGGAUUUCAGCAGAGCCACUUUGGUCGUGGGAUACUCAGUUAUAAUCCAUACCGUAAUGCAUACAACACAGUACGGAGGAGGACGGUGAAGAGGUUAUUGCUUAAAAAAGGCUUUAUCUGUCCCUACUGCGGCAAAUGUUUUGAGCGUGCGGGGCACCUCGAGAGGCAUAAAAGGAUUCAUACCGGCGAGAAGCCGUACCGCUGUGAGAUAUGCGGGAGGCGGUUCAAUCAGAAGUGCAGCCUCAAGGAGCACACGAAGAUUCACAGAAGAUGCGUUCAGUCGGGACCAGUUGAGAUCCAAGUGGGCGAGCAAAAACCAAUUCCUGAGGUGAAUCCACCUGCUGAUGCACAUCACCCUGAAGAAGAGAGCCAGGCUAAAACUGAAGAUGCUGUACUUAAGAGUGAGGACAUUCUGCCAACACCCGUACAGGUAAAAUCUGAGCCUGCAGAAAAGAAUAUAACACCGUCACCGCUCUUUCAUGGGGGGAACGAGCAGACGAGAGAAGGAGUUGAAACCCUCGGUGACACCUUUACAGCGUUUGAGAGAGAGAGCCAGCAGUGGAUGUCCAGACUACAAAGCAACCCUGAGAUGAGCAGCGCAGAAUUUCUCAGCAGCUCGGAGCAGAAUAUGGCGUCGUUCCCUGGGAUGGCUCAGCUGGUCCCGCCACCAGCUGAAGCAUCUUGUAGCACCUUCUCUUUCCCAGCGAAACCAUAUGGGGAACUCAAAAACAGUCUGAUCUCCCAAACACCGUACGGAUCCUCAGACACGCUCAUGAUGCCACACGAAGGAGGUUUGCACAGCAUGGCAGAGACCUCGCUGAAUCACAUUCAUCAGAGGAGGAGGAGAUCUUUUCAGGUGAUCAAACCAAAGAAGUGCUUCAUCUGCUCGUACUGUGGCAAGACCUUCGAGCGAGCCGGACAUCUCGAAAGGCAUUUGCGAAUUCAUACCGGAGAGAAGCCGUAUGGCUGUCAUAUCUGUGGGAGGUGCUUCAAUCAGAAGAGUAGCCUCAAGGGUCACAUGAAGACACACAGAAACGGAGAGAACCCAGAUGUGCUGGAUCCACAUCACCUGAUGUUUACACUUCCUGAUAAUCACCUAUUGCAGAACCUGGCAGAACCCAAGAAUGGGCUACCACCUUUUGAGGAACCCUUGCCAGGCCCCACAUACAGUGAGACAGCCCGGGAGGAAACGGUUAUGGUAAAGCUUGAGCCAAAUGGAGAAGAUUUUCAGGGUUUAAGUCAGGUAGGGGCUGAUAACGGCACAGGAGUGCCAGAUCAGAGUCAGCUGUGGACAUCUGGGAUAGAGAAGAGCAGUGAUGCCCCUGAACAGACUGUCUGUGUACUUCUACAAGAUGUCAAGUAUCACCUCAGUCCCGCUGCUGGAGCCGCCAGUGAGCAGCAGGGAUAUACAUCGCCGAUCAAGGACCUGCCUUUUCUAGACAACAAAGAAAAUGAAGAAUUGAUGCCCAACGAUCAGUAUUCUGUCAUAGGAGUACAGCCAAGCAGCUCUGAUAUAAUUCUUACACCUGAGCCACAUGAUCAACAUAUCACACACAAGGUGCCUGUGAGUGAUUACGACACAGCGAGGGACCAGACUCCUGAGGGGGGCGGGUUUGGAUUUAAUAUGAACACCUCAACAGACCACGGGGGAGACUGUGACGAGGACGCCAGCGGGCAAAACUGCUUCAUAUGCUCAAGUUGUGGGCAAAGCUUUGACAGCUUCAGUAUAUUUCGGAGACACCAGUGUGAGAAAAUCACAGAGCAGCCUUUCAGCUGUGAGAUCUGUGGAAAGAUUUUCCACCAGAUGAGCAUCCUGAAACUGCAUCUUAAACUGCAUGUGGAGUAAAAUCAGUGGAAAGAAAAGACAUUAAAAUUAUGUAAGCGUAGCACACGAGAAUAGUUAUUCAUGUUAUUUAAAUGAAUAGUUGACAUGUAGUGAAAUUCUCAAUGGCUGAAUCUGAAGAACAAAAAUCAUCAAUCUUCUUUUUUGGCGAGCACAAAAAUGACUGCUCCAUCUGAUUUCUGUUACAUUUUACAUAAAUGCUCUGCUGCUUUAAACCACUCCACGUGUUUGUGAAUUGAUUGGGCAUUGGAACAACUGCACAACUGCUUUUUACUUGCUUUGUAUUGUGUGGUGCUGGGCUCUUGAGUCCCUGUGACAAUAGCUUAAUUGCUACAGGGAGACAAAGUUGAGAGAUGUUUCAGUAAGGAAGCACGAUGCAUUCACUUCACAUAAAUAAAAUUUGUCCUUUUUUUUCUGAAUUAAUUAUCCUGGAAAUUCUGUGGAAAAACUUGCAUAAAAAUAAAAAUCUGCUCUGGUUCUCUGAGUUAACGACAUCUUAAAAUCCAAAAAGAGCUGAGCAUCUUGCAGUAAUGUAGGUGGCACUGUUACAAACUAGUCUGCUGGAUGUUGAAGUGUUUCUCUGCGAUUUCUUGAACUGACGUUGCUUCAGGAUAUAAGAUGAUGCACAUGUGGAGACUCAAUAUGCAAAGGAUUUGCAGAACUAUAGGCCAAAAGAUGUACCCAAUUAGGACCAAAACACUUGGAAAAAGUCAAUGCUGACCGUUCUAUUGAACAGAAAGGUUCAACAAAAACACCAAAAAAAGCAAGAAGCUACCGUAGGGUGUAUGCCGUGGGCACGUGCAGGUCAAAAAGCUAACAAAGACUGCUCAGAGCUCUGCUGAGCGACCGGCUCCUCGUCCUUUUCUAACUUCCCAAAUCUUGGUUUUAACUUUAAACAUCAAUUAUUUCCUAAUUAGUGUCCAAAUCUUGCUUACACAUGUUUACUUUAAUCAGUGUGUCAGUAAACAAGAUUUUGUUUCCGUCUAUGAAAUUUAACACGUGCACAUCAUUUCUUGGCAGUCCUCCCACAUCAUCAUCAGUUCAGUCCUUUUGACAGGUUUACAGCUGGCGGUAAUUAAUAUUGUUGACAUUUUUGCAACUUGGGGCAGUUUGUGGUGUCCAAAUCAAGCAUAAAUCUCACUAAUUAGGGGUGUACAAGGCCAAACUACUGCCACAUUCUACAAAUCAUAGACCAUAAAACUAUCACAGUCAACCAGUAAUAUGAAUUAUAAGCCACAAAGCUGCCAACCAUUAGCACAAAUCAUAACGUAAAACAAAAGGUGUAAAGGCACAAAGUAUAUAGUGUAAAAUACAAUAUAAAUGUAGAUAAGGUGCAGGGUCCUCAGCCCUAAAGUGUCAACUUGACAAUAUAGGUCAAACAGUGUAUAUCAUUCUAGUGUGUAUAUAUGACUAAGUUUAAAAAGAAACAACAAAAGGUGGCAGUAUUUUCCAAAGUUUCAAACUUAAGCAAGAAGAAAGUCAUUCAGUAGGGAGUGAGGAGCGGCCAUUACUGCUCAAGACAUCAAGCUUUCAGUGUUUUAAGUUAACUUCCUAUAAAACAUGAAACCAUCAGGAGUUGAGCAGCCAAACUUGGCACACAGGUACAUCUUAGGCGACUGAAGCUUCUUUGCUGUAUCAGAUAUUAUGACAUCACCGUGUUUCCUAGCAACCCCCUAGCAGCAGGCUAAAAUUAUGGUAUAUAUUCUUUUUAAAUAGCCAUUUGCUUUUGAAUAGAUAUGGUGAAUAAAGUCACUGAGGCUCAUAUGCACCCCAUUAAGAUCCACAGACAGACCAAACAAUGCUGCACCGUGGGCAUGUAGGAGUCUCAUUAAUUCAGAAAAAACAGACAAUUUUUUUGGACAAGUGAAUGAUUUAUGCUUCUGUAAUUGAGUAACAUUUGAAGCUCUCAGAUUUUCCGGUCUGUACCAGAGCCAUUAUUCAGACUUCUCAUUAGUUUUGCUUUACUAACUAGUAGUAACAAGCCAAAAACAAGUGUUUGCUCAAUGGGAGAUACUAACAAAGUUGUUUUUUUUUGUGUGUGUGUGAAUUAAGUGCACAAUUUUAAUGUAAACUAGUCAAAGAAAUCUAUUCUGUGUUGACAGUAUUGCAUUUUAUUAUGGUACACAGUACGAUUUCAGUCCAGUAAACAACCAUUACCUCAACCCAAACGGCACCGUUCAGCUUUCUGACACAAUUUUAAAGAGCACUGCUUCUUAAAAUGUGCCCUUUACAUUGCAAAUAAUGUAAUUACCUUUUCAUUACUACAGAUUUACAGCAUGUUUUCAAAUAAUAGAACAGUUGCAAACAUAGUUUUAAUGUUUCUCUUUAUUGUGCAGUUUAUUAAGAAAUAUCACAUUCUUGGUGACAAAUCAAUAGUUUGUGGAAUUCAUUGGCACAAAUACAUGCAUUAUUUUAACAUAUCACAUUGCAAUUUAGGGCUUGCUGCUCUUUUUUUCUUCUUUUAAUUUACUAUUCCACACUAUACCAUAUAUAAUAAAGCAAGUCUACUGGACCAUUGUUUCUUUUUUUUUUUGGUUUUGGUUGCAUUAGUGCUAAAAUAAAAUGAUUUUUGCAUCAGUAAAAUAGAUUUUAAGAUCUGGACUGAUGUUCUCCCACAUGGAGUUUCUUUGUUGCUGUAAGGCGGGUUUUAAAUUUAGUAAUAGACAUUAAAACAGCUGCUUUGCAGUGUCUCAUUUCUGUCCUCUUACGGGCAGCAUACUGUACCUCAAAUCUGUAUCUUCUAGAGCUGCAUGAAAUUUGUGCUUUCAGUGUUGUGCCAUAUUCUGCAAGGUGGUCUUAAAAUAGGCAAAUUACAAGCAGAUACUCAUUGAUUUUUUUCAGUCGAGCCAGGAUUUCAAAUAUGUCUCUUUUUCCACUAAUCCAAAAAAGCAAAAAACAAAAUUUUUUCAUGAAGAAAUUAAAAGAUGAGAGUAAGUAAAUGGUGGAUAAUUUAAGAGAAAGUUAUGCAUUAAAUACCUCAUUUACAUCUGUGGUCACUAUCAAGAAUUUUAAAUGGCCAAGGACUUCGAAGCUUCUCUGUGUUUAUUUAACUACCUAUACCUACCUUGAUAUUUAUUGUGUGAAAUGUAUUUUUAUUUAUGCUCUGGGUCAAAUACAUUAAGUCAGAUCAAACUGAUCACACAGGCAGUAUUGAGUAUUUUAUACAGACAUCUAUAGAAAAGAGUCCUGAAAUUUUUUAUUUUAUUUUAUAAUUGUUAGCAGCGGGUGGUUAGAUGUACACAGGCCAUUAAAAUAGCACCAGUCAAGCCUACAGACGGCCGUCUGUCUGAGGUAGGCAUGGUGGCACAAAGCUUUUAUGGUAUCCUAUGAAUGCCUCCAUUUUUUCACAUGGGAAUCAGCACUGCUACUGCAGUGCUGAGGCCUCUAAAAACGGUGUCACAAAGUAAAACUCUUAUUUUUUCUCUCCCUUAAAUAAAGUGUUGUCAGUCUACUUUAGUACAGUGGUUUGUUACACAGUCAGUAAUGGCUGAGACCCAAGGCUGUUGUGGAAAGAUUGAAAUUCACUUUGUA